Messenger RNA from Cryptomeria japonica (Japanese cedar), 2140 nucleotides. RefSeq names its product isocitrate lyase. Gene Ontology annotation, biological process: carboxylic acid metabolic process. The record is from RefSeq and is a predicted model, not a curated record. Lineage: Eukaryota; Viridiplantae; Streptophyta; Pinopsida; Cupressales; Cupressaceae. The transcript has 3 exons. Bases 125 to 1861 code for a protein of 578 amino acids. Gene Ontology annotation, molecular function: isocitrate lyase activity. Gene Ontology annotation, cellular component: glyoxysome.
UUCUUGCCUGAGCAUCUUUCUUGUGUUGUUUUUGCAAUUCUUUUGGUAUACUGGUAGAGUUUGUUCUGGGUAUUGGGUAGUUACAAGUUUUCUUCUGCCACGCUUCUUCAUCUUCUUCAUCAUCAUGAUCAUGGCUCACAACGUUUCUGCAUCAGCUUCAAUGAUGAUGGAGGAGGAAGCAAGCUUUGAAGCAGAAGUAGCAGAAAUGCAAGCAUGGUGGGCAUCUGAUCGAUUCCGCCUAACAAGCAGACCCUACACUGCAAGGGACGUUGUUCGUUUGAGGGGCACCAUGCGCCAAAGCUAUGCCUCAAACUCCAUGGCCAAGAAACUAUGGAGUACUUUGAAAAGCCACCAAGCCAACAAAACGGCCUCUCGAACAUUUGGGUGCCUGGACCCGGUCCAGGUGGCCAUGAUGGCCAAAUACUUGGACUCUAUCUAUGUCUCUGGCUGGCAAUGUUCUUCCACACAUACUUCCACUAAUGAGCCAGGCCCUGAUCUGGCAGACUAUCCCUAUGACACAGUCCCUAACAAAGUAGAACACCUCUUCUUUGCUCAGCAGUUCCAUGACAGAAAGCAGAAGGAAGCCAGAAUGAAUAUGAGCAGAGAAGAAAGAGCCAAGACUCCUUAUGUUGAUUACCUUAAGCCCAUAAUUGCAGAUGGGGACACUGGUUUUGGAGGUGCAACUGCAACAAUCAAGCUUUGUAAGCUGUUUGUGGAAAGAGGUGCAGCAGGAGUGCACAUUGAAGAUCAAUCAUCUGUGACAAAAAAGUGUGGUCAUAUGGCAGGGAAGGUAUUGGUUGCCACUUCAGAGCACAUCAAUAGACUGGUGGCUGCUAGGUUGCAGUUUGAUAUAAUGGGUGUGGAGAUUGUUCUGGUGGCUAGAACUGAUGCUGUGGCUGCUAACUUGAUUCAGACUAACGUUGAUGGGAGGGACCAUCCUUUUAUAUUGGGGGUCACCAACCCUAGUCUUAAGGGUAAGCCUCUAGCUACAGUGUUGGCAGAGGCCAUGGCAAAUGGCAAGACUGGUAAUGACUUGCAGGCUGUGGAAGAUAGAUGGACGGGCAUGGCAAAUCUGAGAACUUUCUCAGAGGUUGUAGGGGAUGCCCUUAGGAACAUGAACAUUCAGGAGAAGGAGAAGACUAACAGGAUUAAUCUGUGGUUUGAUAAGGUUGAUGGACUGUCCCAUUUUGAGGCCAGAGAGCUGGCUGAUAAACUGGGUGUGUCUAAUGUCUUUUGGGAUUGGGAUCUUCCAAGAACUAGAGAAGGAUUUUAUAGGUUCCAAGGCUCUGUGAAGGCUUCUGUUAUGAGGGGUUGGGCCUUUGCUCCCCAUGCAGAUCUCAUUUGGAUGGAGACCUCAAGCCCUGAUUUGGUGGAAUGCAAGGAGUUUGCACAAGGUGUGAAAUCUAAGCACCCUGAGAUCAUGUUGGCCUACAAUCUCUCACCUUCCUUCAAUUGGGAUGCUGCUCGCAUGAGUGAUGAGCAGAUGCAAAACUUCAUUCCACAGAUAGCCCAGUUGGGAUUUUGUUGGCAGUUCAUCACUCUGGCUGGAUUCCAUGCCGAUGCACUGGUUAUUGAUACUUUUGCUAGAGAUUAUGCUAAGAGAGGUAUGUUGGCUUAUGUGCAGCAGAUUCAGAGGCAGGAAAGGCUUAAUGGAGUUGAUACACUUGCCCAUCAGAAGUGGUCUGGUGCUAAUUAUUAUGAUUCUCUUCUCAAGACUGUGCAAGGUGGUAUUUCUGCAACUGCUUCCAUGGGUAAAGGAGUGACUGAAGAUCAGUUCAAAGGGGAUACAUGGAAUGGAAAUUUGGGCUCAUUAGAUCUCAAUGGCAGAGAUCAUACUGUUAUUGCCAAAGCAAGGAUGUAAGAUUUGGGUGGCAGCUUGAAUGAUUAGGUUAUGUUUACAUAUUCAGAUGUUUUUCUCUCCGUCUCUAUCUAGUAUAAUGUAAAAGGCAGGCUGGAUUGAAGUCUGCUGAGUAGUUCCAUUCCUCUACGAUUAUCAAAGUUGGUCUGGUAUGCCCAGUGGCAAAUUCUACCGUUGCCACCAACAAAAGAAAUAGCCACUUGGUGAAUUGUUAUGCCAUAUCUGUUGAUAAGGACUACUUUUAAUUGAUAAUAAAUUUAUAAUUCCAUUCUCUUUUUAUUA